GGGUCAGACAGACCCCAGGCCGAAUAACGCCAGACGGUCAGGCGUCGCUAGUCGCAGUCCCGCGGAUACCACCCCAAAGCCCGUCGUCGGAAACUCGCUCUCGAGUCGUCUUCAUCCUUGUCCUCAACACCGUCCUCGUUCUCAGCGUCACGCCGAUCGACCUAAUCCGUGCGAGUUAAUUCGGAAAGAAAAGGACAAGCGGGGACUGAGGCGAGGAGCACUGCAGAGACAUGGAUAAUGUACAAGUGAUCGGCACUAAAAUCACUGCAAUCAAGGAAUACUUAUAUAACUUUGCCAGGACCCAUUCCCCAACGAGAAUCAUGAGUUCCGAAAACACAUACUCCCUCUCUAGGGAGCACUGCAAUCUUAAAUAUUCUGAUAUUCUGCCUCAAAAUGUCGAAGGAUAUCCAGCCACGAAAGAAUUUUUAAUGAAAGUAGUCGACAUCUUACUAGAUUUCAUUAAAUCAACGAAUGAUCGGAACUCGAAAGUUUUGGAUUUUCAUCAUCCAUCUGAAAUGAUUCAACUACUUGACUUGGAAAUACCUGACACUGGGGUCACCUUGCAACAGCUUCUUAUUGAUUGCUCAACAACUCUAAAAUAUCAAGUAAAAACAGGACAUCCGCAUUUUUUCAAUCAACUCUCUUGUGGCCUAGAUCUUGUGUCUAUGGCUGGCGAAUGGCUCACUGCAACCGCCAAUACGAACAUGUUUACUUACGAAAUAGCUCCAGUUUUUAUUCUCAUGGAAAAUGUGGUCUUACAAAAAAUGCGUGAACUUAUUGGCUGGAAUACUGGUGACUCAAUUUUAGCACCGGGAGGAUCCAUCAGCAACCUGUACGCUUUUCUUGCCGCCAGACAUAAAAUGUUUCCUCAGUACAAAGAGCGAGGCCUUGCGACAGUUGGAGGUCAGCUUGUGAUGUUCACUUCUGAUCAAUGUCAUUAUUCCGUAAAAUCCUGCGCUUCGGUUUGUGGCCUAGGCACUGACAACUGCGUAAUGGUGCCCAGCGAUGAACGAGGUCGCAUGAUUCCUUCUAAACUCGAAGAAUUAAUUUUGGAACGCAAAGCUAAGGGUCACAUACCGUUCUUCGUGAGUGCUACUGCAGGUACAACGGUCAUUGGAGCAUUCGAUCCGAUAUCUGAGAUUGCCGAUAUUUGCCAUAAAUAUAAACUGUGGUUACAUAUAGACGCGGCUUGGGGUGGUGGACUGCUUCUAUCCAGGAAGCACCGACAUCCGCAGUUGACAGGUAUUGAGCGAGCUGAUUCGGUAACCUGGAAUCCUCACAAACUCAUGGGAGCUUUGUUACAGUGCUCAACUAUUCAUUUCAAAGAAGAAGGUCUGUUAAUUAGUUGCAACCAAAUGUCUGCAGAGUAUUUAUUCAUGACUGAUAAAUUAUAUGAUGUAAAAUAUGAUACUGGUGAUAAAGUUAUCCAAUGCGGUCGACACAAUGACAUCUUCAAACUUUGGUUACAAUGGCGCUCCAAGGGUACCGACGGCUUUGAAAAACUUAUGGAUCGACUAAUGGAACUCACAGAUUACAUGGUUCGUCGAAUCAAAGAAAUGCCUGAUAAAUUCUACUUGAUUCUUGAACCUGAAUUAGUAAACGUAUGUUUCUGGUACCUGCCGUCUCGCGUUCGUCAAAUGGCACACUGUCCACAGAGAGAGAAAAUUUUAGGAGAAAUAUGUCCUAUUUUGAAAGGCCGGAUGAUGCAAGCUGGAACAUUAAUGGUAGGUUAUCAACCAGAUGAUCGAAGACCAAAUUUCUUUAGAAAUAUCAUAUCAAGUGCUGCAGUCACAGAAGCUGAUGUCGACUUUCUAUUGGCGGAAAUGGAUCGAUUGGGUCACGAUCUGUAAAUAUUGAUCGCAUCAAGUUUUUUUCAGGUGACUGAGGGUUGUGGCAUUUUUUUAAUGGUGCUCGCUAUAUUUCAGAAAAAUAUAAUCUAAGGGAAAAAUGUCUAUCUAUAUGCGAGUAAACAAAACCGUGAGAAAAAUGCCAUUUACCAAAAUGUAUAAAAUCUAUGAAGCCAAUUAAUCUCAACCACGAAUAUUAAGAUAAAACAUAUGCAAAAGAUUGCAAUGCCCAGGCGUUAUUUAUUGCUUGUUAUAAAACUUAUGAAUUUUUAAGUACAUUUCGAAUGUCAUAUAACGCCGUUUUUUUCGAGGUAUCAAAUUGAUUACUUUCUGAAUCAUUCAAACCAGAACAAAAAUUUCUUUAUUGGUUUAUUUGGAAGACAUCGAAUGAAUAUAAUGCUAAUUAUUAGUUGAAAAUAAUUUGGCAAAUUUAAAUAGUUACAAUUUUAUUAUUUACUAUUUUUAAUAUUUGUAUUUCUAUUUCUUUCUAUUUAGAUAAUUUCUUAAUAAUUAUCGGUUUUCUCGCUAACGAGUGAACUGGUAUAGUUUAAAAGCAAAAAGUGUCAUAAGAAAUGAAGAAUAAGUAUAAAAGUGAAAAAUAGUAUAACCUCAGCGGUAAACGGGAAUUAUAGUUUAUACUAUACAAUUGAUAUAUUCAUUCUAUUAAAUCAUAAUAAUUGUUGAAAUAUUAAAAUUUGUUAAAUAAGUUUAAAAACUCUUAAUUUUAAUUAAAUAUAAAAAGUUUGAAUGUUAAAUUAAUCAUUUGUUAAAUGUUUAAAUGAUUAUGAACAGAUGCUUUUAAUCUUUAAUUAAGUCUAUAGUCUAAUAAUUAUUUAAUUUAACAGUUACUUAUUAACUAUCUUACUAAUUAAUUUAUUAUUUUUAUUAUUAUUAAUUUAAUAUAAUUUAACUUAAUAUGUAAAUUUUUAGCUAUGCAAAGAGUCAGAGUUGAAUUUUUCUUAUGACACAUUGCAAUUAGAGUAUAAAUUGUUAAAUCGGUAAAGUAGAGUUGGCGUCUUUAUGAAAUCUACAGCCAAUUAAAGAAAGUAAGAAGCGAACAAAAGUGCAUAAAGAUAAUGCGCUUUGCUACAAAAUAGAUCUUUCAAAUUAGCUCACGAUAGUUUGCAAAAAAUACAAAUAUAUAAUAUUCUCGCGUACAAGAAUUUUUUUAAUAAUUUGAAGUAAAAUGUGUUGCAUAUAAUAUACAAAUCUGAAAAACGCUACUCCCAAAAAUCAGAAAAUCCUUACAAAACUAUAAAUAUAUAAAAGCUGCAAAUCAGAAUAAUUUCUCUUAAAAUAAAAAAAAAUUAGAGGUUUUUAUUUAGAGUAUAAGUAUUUUUGUUGAUCGACAAUAGUUAAUUUAACUAUUAAGUUUGUUAAAAUAAUGAUUUAAAUAUUUUCAAUUUAUCUAUAAUUACAGUUUUUCUGCAGACAUCAAAUUGAGACAAAAAAAAGUAUCAAAAUUGAUGCGGUGCAACGUUUUGAUGGGUUAUUUGUCUCAAAUUUGAUAUCUGCAGAAAAACUGUGAACAAAUUGGUUGAAAUAAGAAAAGUUAAAAAGUCAAAUAGUAACAGUGUUGUUGCACAUCAUUUAGUGUGUAAUAUUUAAGAAAUUUGAAUUUUAUUCUCAUCAGUUGAAAGAUAUUUAAACCAGAGAAAUGUUUAAUAAACACUUACUACUUUUUCUGGUCACUGUAACCGGAAAUUGUACUUGAAAAAAGCCUUAACAAAAAAAUAUAAUAAUACGUUAUUUCAAAUCACUAUCUAAUGUGAUUAGAGUUUUAAUAUUUUUAACUUGAAGAACAACAAUAAAUAAUUAAUAACUGUUUGAACAUAAACCAAAUUCUAUACUUCACAUUAUAUAAGUUUUUGGAGUUUACAGCAGUCAAUAUGUAUAAUCAAUAUUUAAAGAACCUGAAAGAAACAAAUUUAUUAUAAAAUACGACAAAGCAAUAUAGAAAAUUUAUUUUGAAAGCUACUAAAAAAAAGAUAUUUUUUUUAUUGUUAUAUAAAUAAGAGACUAUCUAUAUAAAUUCAAUAUUCUGCAAUAUUGGAAAGAGAUUUGUUUCAAUAUAUAUAUAACAAAAAAAUUUAGUGCAUAUAUUAUAAUUUAAUAAAAAGGAAAUACUUGUUGCUUAUAUUAUUGGUUUCUGCGUGAAACAUUUAUAUAGAUAUAUAUAAAUUGUGAAAUAAGAAAUAACACAUCUAUAUAUGAAAUAUUUGUUUGUUAUUCGAGAGAUGAAAUGAAAAGGUAAAUAAAGAGAGAAUAUAUGCAUACAUAGGUAUAGCAAAAUAUAUUUAGAAAUAACAUCCUUAAUAAGGGGCCAAGAGCUACUCACGAGAAUAUUGAUCUCCUCCUUCCGGGUUUCUUUCAAUUAGAUAUCGAUAGAAAUAAUUUCUAAAAUAUCGAGCAAUAAAAUCCGAGGCCAAGAAGAGUUCAUUCCUGUCUCUCGUGAUAACUAUACAAUAAAUAACGUAACCGUUUUCGGAAUAGGAAGAGUUUCCAGGAAUUAUAAUAUUAUUAUUACUUUUUUUCUUUUAUCAACUAACACUUAUUUUAUUAGGUACACUUUAAAUGUUUCAAUUUCGAGAAGUUAAUUUUAAAAGUAAUCGCAAAUUUUCAAUAUUCAUUUCAAAAUUCAAACAUAAAAAGAAAGUGGCAAAGUUUCCGAAAAAUGUGUUACGUAGUUUAUCAAGUCCCUCUAUAUCAUGAAAAAAAUACAAAACCCAUGAAAGUAUGUUUAAUCAGACAAUUAGGUUGAACUUAUUUUCUUUCAAAAAUUAAUUUUACAAAAUAAUCUAUUUUGUCUUCAAUUAUGAAUUUUUCUUAAACUUCUUGGAAGAGUAAUUUUUGUUUAUCAGUAAAAAUUUUUAUAAGCCGAGCCUAUAUAUGAACACGAUAAAAAUUUAAAUUACUGUAAUUGCUGCAAUUGCAUGAUUUGCAAAUUACUCACCACUGUGGAAUUAAGAAAGAUACAUAUAAGUAAAAACAAAUAUAUAGAAGAUAUAAUUCUAUAAAAACAAAACAAAAUUACGUAUCUCCUUUGAUACUUAUAACCGACAUGUUGUUCAAAAUUUAUAAAGUACUAUCUUAAAUUUUUCGUUGCUUAGAGACAAUAAAUUUUCACAAAGUUAUAGAAAAUAACUGACUUUAGAGAAUUUAUAAUUUAGAGAAUUUAUUUUCUCAAACGGAAAAUAUACUAUACUCUGUCCGUUGCAUAAAGAAUAUUAUUUGUAGUAUCGUUUUUUAAGACAUUUUACUUGUGCAAUGAAGAGAAAAUUUUAUUUUCGAUAGUCAAGUUAUCGUCAAUUUAGGAAAAGAAGUAAUUAAUAUCAGUUUAUAAAAUUUAUGUGUAUAUAUAUGCCCAGAAAAAGGUGAAAAGAUUACCUUCAACAAUCUGUAAAAGCUUGACGAAAUAUGUCAGUCCAGUAAGAGUACUCAGACAAUAUACGACAACGCAGUUUAUACUGUUAGGUACGUGCAAAAUAUAUAUAAAAGUGGUUGUAGUGCGUAUUUUUGGAAGCACGUUAUUUAAACAAGUAAACUGUCUAAUUAUCAAUUUUGUUGAUGUUACUGUUUCAAAAGUUCAUGUAACAACAUCCUAUAUACUUGAUAUAUUUGAAUAGUGGAUACAUAUUUUGAAAGAAAUAUUUGAACAUACAUAUCUUUUUGGAUAUUUUUUAUUAAAUGAUUCCAUUUAUCAAAAAAUAUAAAGUUAUUCUUUUGAUGUGAGUCCUUAAGUGCCAUGGCAAUGAUUUUAGUCAUCAUUGUCCUGGUCCUUCAGGGGUCGUCAAUCCGUAUAAUUUUCAACGAUGAAUUUACGGUAAAUAUAAAGACAAUAGUUUUACAAAAUCCUAGUAAAAGAUUUUUUUAAAUUACUUUAAAUUAUUUAUUGCAUUUUGUCGAUACCUGUGUAUUAUUUGACAAAUAUUUUUUAGUGUUGUAUUGUGAUGCAGAAAAAGUAUUGAAGUGUUAUUGUACCGAUUUCCUCUAAUUUUUUAGUCUCUAUUUAAUUAUAUAUAUACCUACAUAUCACUUUUUUCAAGAACUUUGUAUUACAAGUUAGCAACUUUAUAUAUUUACGAAAAUGUCUUUAUCUUCUUUUCUGCAUUGCAAACUUAAAAAAGGGGACUUUUUUGUAUAUAAAGUUUGACACAAACUUGUAUGUUUUGCCGCUUUGAAUUUAUAUUCAAAAUAUUGGAUAUGAUAUGUUAAUUUGUUUUAAACCUUUAGUACUAUUCACUGGAAAGCAAAUGUUUCUUACUUGAUUCAAGAUCGUAAAAUAUUGUAUAAAAUUCAUUUCACACAUUUAUUUUAAAUUUACCUACAAUUUUUUUUUUGUAUUUGUUUUCAAAACACGUACGGGAUAAAGAUUUUUUUCUGUAAAAAUAGUAAUAUUUGAAGAAUUCUUUAUGGAAAAAUGUUAUAGAAUAUCAAUUUUGUCCACCAGUGGGUAUAAUAAAAGAAAGCAAUCUAAAUGAAGUCUAAUUAAAAAUCCUUAAAAAUUCUUAAAAAUCCUUGUUUAAAUAUCUAUUGUAAAAUCUAAAAGGCUUUAAAAAUAAUAGAAUGUAGGUUUUAAGUAAUAAGAAUAUUGUUGGCUGUGAAAAUGAAACGUCAAAGUACAUUAACAAACUUCUUUACAGAUUUUGCAAUGUUUGAUUUUAACUAAAUGUAAAACUUACAUAAAACCAGAAAUCUAAAUUUAAUUUAUACAUUCGAUUUACAAAACAUACAAUUUGCAGACUUUUGCAGGCUUUUGCAUUAUUACAAGCGUGAAGCUUUUUUAAACUUAAAGUUCAAUAUACGAUGUAGGCAUAUUCUUUGACAAUACUUGACAUUAAAAAUAGUUUUUAAUUAAUAGCUAAUAUGUAAAUAUGCAACAACACCCAAGUUUCUCUGAAUGUAUUUUUCCUUUAUAACAAUAAGUAUAUGUAAAUAAAAACAUUUACACUGUCUGUGCUGACAAUAAGAAAAAAGUAUGUUAAAUUUAUGAUUUUUGCGGAAAAUACACACAAACACUGUUGAAGUAAAGCUUUAAAUAUAUAUCGUUUAUUGUUAAAGAAUGAGGAAACCGGUACAAAUAAUAAAUGCCAUGUAUACACCGUCGAGAAUUGUUAUAUAAUAUAUGUACAAGGUAACACGAAUAACAACAAAAUCUUACGUCUUCCAGUCAAUAGCGUACGAUGUAUAAUUACAUAUUAUAUUAGGAAAGCGUUUGCAAUGUAUAUAUUAUAUAUCUGUAUGCAUAUGAAUAUGCAUGCAAACAUGCAAUAAUUGUACUGUAUGCUCGUUGAAAAUUUAAGUAACAAAUCUUGGCCUGAAAACAGUUAACAUUGCGCAAAUCAGAUAGAUAAAACAAUGAUAUGUAAUAAUUAUAAAUACGUUUCUAUUGUUUCGUGAGCAUGUUGUGCCGCUGUGGACAAAAAAAUAUUUAUCCAAAAAUAAUACCCUAAAACACCUGUAUAUCAAUGUCUAUUAAACUGCUGUUGAUUGAAUCAAUCUGUUCUUUAAAUUAUUUUCAUCCUACCUACUAUAUCUUUUUCAUCGUUUUUUUCAAAUUACAAGAAACAAACAAACAAACAUUGGAAUGUUAGAAUUUAAAAACAAAAUAACAAAACAGACCUGACUG
Leptopilina heterotoma is the source of this 7476-nucleotide messenger RNA. RefSeq names its product glutamate decarboxylase (gene Gad1). Lineage: Eukaryota; Metazoa; Arthropoda; Insecta; Hymenoptera; Figitidae. The coding region runs from base 231 to 1850 and encodes 539 amino acids. The record is from RefSeq and is a predicted model, not a curated record. The transcript has 11 exons. Gene Ontology annotation, biological process: carboxylic acid metabolic process. Gene Ontology annotation, molecular function: carboxy-lyase activity; pyridoxal phosphate binding. Gene Ontology annotation, cellular component: cytoplasm.